This is a messenger RNA of Raphanus sativus (radish), 2406 nucleotides long. RefSeq lists its product as uncharacterized. The coding region runs from base 160 to 1566 and encodes 468 amino acids. The transcript has 2 exons. The record is from RefSeq and is a predicted model, not a curated record. Lineage: Eukaryota; Viridiplantae; Streptophyta; Magnoliopsida; Brassicales; Brassicaceae.
GAUCAGUUUCUUGCUAAGCUAGCAGAUGCAGAAACACCUCUGUAUCCAAAUUGUGGUAACCACAGCAAGCUGUCGGCGAUAGUUUCACUCUUUCGGAUAAAGACACGGAGUGGUUGGUCUGAUAGAAGCUUCGAUCUUUUGCUUGAGACUUUGCCAUAGAUGCUACCCGAGGAGAAUGUCUUGCACACAUCCUUGUACGAAGUGAAAAGGUUCCUGAGAUCUUUUGAUAUGGGAUAUGAGAAGAUACACGCUUGUGUGAACGACUGUUGUCUGUUCAGAAAGGAGUUUGAGAAGCUUGACAACUGUCCGAAAUGCAAUGCUUCAAGAUGGAAGAUUAACAUGCGCACAGGUGAUGUGAAGAAAGGAAUUCCACAGAAAGUUCUCAGGUAUUUUUCGAUAAUUCCACGUCUGAAGAGGAUGUUCAGGUCAGAGGAAAUGGCGAAGGACUUAAGGUGGCAUUUUACUAACAAGAGCAGUGAUGGAAAAAGCAGACAUCCGGUAGACUCUGUUACUUGGGAUCAGAUGAAUGACAAAUACCCAUUAUUUGCCGCUGAGGAAAGGAAUCUUAGGCUUGGACUGUCCACUGAUGGGUUCAAUCCUUUCAACAUGAAGAAUGUGAACUACAGUGCUUGGCCGGUUUUGCUAGUGAAUUACAACAUGUCACCUGAAAAGUGUAUGAAGGAGGAGCACAUCAUGUUGUCAUUGCUGAUUCCUGGUCCAACCCAACCUGGAAAUAAUAUUGAUGUGUACCUAGAACCACUUAUAGAGGAUCUACAGCAUCUAUAUGAGGAAGGAGAGGUAACAUAUGAUGCAUUCAGUCACACCACUUUCACGUUAAGAGCAAUGCUUCUUUGGACAAUUCAGGAUUUUCCUGCGUAUGGAAAUCUUGCAGGGUGUAAAGUUAAGGGAAAAAUGGGAUGUCCUGUGUGUGGGAAACACACAGAUAGUAUGUGGCUGAGUAACUGCAGGAAGCACAUAUAUAUGUCCCAUCGAAAAGGUCUACCUCCGAGACAUGCUUAUCGAGGAAAGAAAUCAUGGUUUGAUGGUAAAGCUGAGCAUGGGAAUAAGGGUAGGAUUCUCAGUGGUCAGAACAUAAGCCAAAUACUCAGAAAUUACAAGAAUGAUUUCGGAAAUGUGAAACUAACUGGAAGGAAGAGGAAGAUUGAAGAGUCUGUUGGGUCUGAGUCCAAUACAGAAGACGAAUCCAGUGAAUCAGAGGAAGAGGAAGAAGUAGUGGAUGAGGAGGAGCUCUCUAGAUGGAAGAAGCGGUCAAUCUUUUUCAAUCUGCCUUAUUGGGAGGAUCUCCCGGUUAGGCACAAUUUAGACGUGAUGCACGUGGAAAGAAAUGUUGCUGCAAGCCUUGUUGCAACGUUGUUGCAUUGUGGAAAAUCAAAAGAUGGGCUUAACGCUAGAAAAGAUCUAGAACUGCUUGGCAUUAGGAAGGAUUUACAUCCUCAGCCCCGUGGGAAGAGAACUUACCUUCCUCCAGCUCCUUGGUCUUUGUCCAGCAAAGAGAAGAAAGUAUUCUGCAAGCGUCUUUGUCCAGCAAAGAGAAGGAUGAGGUAGUAAACCCUGAUGCCUACAUAUGGAGGCCUACUGUGGAGAAGACAGCUAUGGAGGAUUAUCACAACAGUUUUGUUGCAUGGCCAGCAAAUAGAGUUGUGUUUGACUCAGAAACACCUAAUUCUAAAGCAGGAAGCUCGAGAGCAGGAAGUUCUAUUGCCAGAAGUUCAAAAGCAGGGAGUUCAACUUGUAAGAAUCAAAAGUCUCCACUAAGUGCAACAGCUACUGCCAAACCUGCAACGACUGUCAUUGAUCAUCAGUCUACGAAUGAGGAUUCUCCUUCAACUCCACCAGCUCCUAUAAAGAAACCUGUAGCGCCUAUGAAACAUAAGUCACCUCUAAUUCCACCAUCUCCUCUUCGCAGAUCAGAGGUAGUUUCUGUCCUUGCAUUGCUUGAUUGGUUCUGGUUGUGAUCUUUGAAUAUUGGUUCUACUUUGUGGUUUGUGGUUGCAGCGUAAUAAAUUCAAGCCUAAUCAGAAAAUCAAGCUGCUGGACCUAUCCGGAAAUAACGUGGUGGUCGCUGAAGGACGUUGGUCAUCGAGUAAUCCUGAACAUCUUGUCCACUUUCAACCUUUGGGCCCUGGUGCAUGUCGAGUCUUUGUGGAUGUUGUGAAGAUUGUGGGAACCGAAAUUCGCACUGUCGAUUUUGAUUAAGUAAAACGGAGGAAAGCUAAGUAAACCUAACUUUCCCUGAAGGUGCGGAUUCUCUGCGACAACCAACGACAAGUGAUCAAAUAAAUGCGGAAAGGUUUUAUUGAGAUUUGGGACUGGACCUUAAGGAAGGCUGCCUACGUACCCCUUUCGAGGAUCAAGUCGGACGUAGUUCAGUUGGAAGGGUUUGAA